This is a messenger RNA of Olea europaea var. sylvestris, 847 nucleotides long. RefSeq names its product ras-related protein Rab7. The transcript is spliced from 7 exons. Gene Ontology annotation, molecular function: GTP binding; GTPase activity. The record is from RefSeq and is a predicted model, not a curated record. The coding region runs from base 85 to 702 and encodes 205 amino acids. Lineage: Eukaryota; Viridiplantae; Streptophyta; Magnoliopsida; Lamiales; Oleaceae. Gene Ontology annotation, cellular component: vacuolar membrane.
UCAAUUUUGAAUCUUCGCUUCUCCCCUCUAAAAAGCCCCAACUUUUCAAUUUUCAUUUCAAAGCUUUUGAAAUUUCGAAUUCCGAUGGCAUCUCGUCGCCGUAUGCUUCUCAAAGUCAUCAUUCUCGGCGACAGCGGGGUUGGGAAGACUUCUCUGAUGAAUCAAUAUGUGAAUAGGAAAUUCAGCAAUCAAUAUAAAGCAACGAUUGGUGCUGAUUUUCUGACCAAAGAGGUUCUAUUUGAGGACAGGCUUUUCACGUUGCAGAUAUGGGAUACAGCUGGUCAGGAGAGAUUUCAAAGCCUUGGUGUGGCUUUCUAUCGAGGUGCAGACUGUUGUGUACUUGUUUAUGAUGUGAACGUCAUGAAGUCAUUUGAUAACCUCAACAACUGGCGAGAAGAGUUUCUGAUUCAGGCCAGUCCUCCUGACCCUGAAAACUUCCCAUUUGUUGUCUUGGGGAAUAAAAUUGAUGUUGAUGGUGGCAAUAGCCGAGUGGUAUCUGAAAAGAAGGCCAAAGCUUGGUGUGCCUCCAAAGGUAUUCCUUACUUUGAGACUUCCGCAAAAGAAGGGUUCAAUGUGGAUGCUGCUUUUGAAUGUAUAGCCAAAAAUGCACUGAAAAAUGAACCAGAAGAAGAAUUAUAUCUUCCCGAUACAAUCGAUGUGGGGUCCGGACGGCAACAAAGAUCAUCUGGUUGUGAAUGUUAGUGCGUCGGAUAAAUAUUCAGACACAAUAUGUAAAUGUUUUCUACUCCAUUAUAAUUUAAGGUUGUCAAUGAAAUCUGUACUGGUCUGAGUGAUAAAGAUUCUGCUUGUAAUGUUCGUUUGUGAUAAGAUUCCAUAUGAUUUAUAU